This is a messenger RNA of Ostrea edulis (European flat oyster), 1651 nucleotides long. RefSeq names its product ATP-dependent DNA helicase Q1-like. The transcript is spliced from 3 exons. The record is from RefSeq and is a predicted model, not a curated record. The coding region runs from base 134 to 1603 and encodes 489 amino acids. Gene Ontology annotation, molecular function: four-way junction helicase activity; ATP binding; 3'-5' DNA helicase activity. Gene Ontology annotation, cellular component: nucleoplasm; nucleus; chromosome. Lineage: Eukaryota; Metazoa; Mollusca; Bivalvia; Ostreida; Ostreidae. Gene Ontology annotation, biological process: double-strand break repair via homologous recombination; telomere maintenance.
UCAGUCUAUAUUCAGGUGUAGACCAGUCUGAUUAAAAUCAGAGCCCAUACUCAUUAUCAUAUCGUUGGGGUCUGACAGGGAUUGUAUAAAGGUCAUCUUCUGGUGACCUCACAUAUUCGCAUAUUCAUUAAACAUGACAACCAAUGAGAUUCAACAUAGCAAAAACCUUUUCGGCUGUUCAUGUAAAAUGGCGACGAUUGAUACGGCAAUAGCAUCUGCGCUUCAACAAUUCAAUUUAACGUGUUUAAAGGAAGAACAAAAACAGAUUCUUCAAGCCAUUCUGUCAGGAGAGGAUUGUGUUGCUGUACUACCAACAGAAUAUGGAAAAUCCCUACCAUAUCAACUUUAUAUUCCGGUUUUAAAAUGUAUAGUAUGCGACAACACUGCAUCGAAGAAGCCAGUUGUUUUGGUUUGCUGUCCACUUGUGGCACUCAUGGAAGACCAAGAACGGCGUUUACGAGAGAUACCAUCUGUAAAUGCCGAGUUAAUAGGUGGAGAAGCAGAUGAAGUGAUAAGAAAUGGUGAGGCAGAUAUAAUUUUUGGCUCUCCAGAAAUGAUUAUUGGAAGUAAACACUGGCGGGAAGAGUUAGAGAAAUUCAACGUAAAGCUUAUUGUGGUUGAUGAGUUCCAUACAGUUGCCACUUGGGGUGCAGUCGGACAAGAGGAGGAAAAGGCUUUUAGAAAAUGGUUCAGAUGUAUAGGAGAACUGAGAUCUUUAUUUCCAUCAGCAGUUAUGCUAGCUUUGAGUGCAACAUGUACCAAAAAAAUGUUAAAGAAAGUUACAGAUGCUUUAUUGAUGACAGGAUGUAAACAUUUCAUCACAAGGAAUCCAAAUAAAGAAAAUAUUAAGUAUAUUGUAAGGAAAAUAGAAACUGAUAUUCAGUCAUCAAUGUUUUGGUUGAUUGAAUCCAUAGAAAAAUACAAGGACAGAUUUCCACGAACUCUAAUUUAUUGCAAUUCCAUAAAGGAUGUAUCGCAAAUCUACAAUUAUGUGGUGGAGGAGGUUCCUAUAUGUAAACCUUUUGUAGAUAUGUUUCAUUCAGAAACCACAAGUGAAAAAAAGUCACAGAUCUUAUCUCAGCUGACAAAACCUAGCAACUUAAAAUUAGUGAUAUGCACAAGUGCACUGGGAAUGGGCAUAGAUAUUGUUGACUGUUACAGUGUUGUCAUGUAUGGUCCACCUUCAAAUGCAGUAGAAUUUUUACAGGAAGGUGGACGUGUAGGAAGAAAAGGAGAAAAAUCAGUCUGUGUGUUGUUGUACCAUUCCCACCAAAUGCAACACACAGAUGAUGAUACUAGGUCUUUACUGAGAGAAACCACAUGUAGACGACUGUCUAUAAUGAGCUGUUUUGUAAAGGCUAAAGAAUUAGAAGAGAUUAAAAGUAAGCACUUUAAAAAACAUAAUUGUUGUGAUCUGUGUGAAACAAUGUGUGACUGCAAACAAUGUACUAGGCUACCAUUAGAAAAAAUACUUGAUGUAACUGAUUUAGGACAAAUUUCAACAGAUGUGGUAGACAGUGAUUCUGAUACUGUAUCUUAUGACUAUCAGUCAGGCUCAGUUACAGAUGAUGAACUUUUGGAACUCACUUUAGAUACAUUGUAAUUGUAUUUUACGUAUCUGUUAUUAAACUAUGCAACAUGUAUCUCAAAA